This is a messenger RNA of Oppiella nova, 244 nucleotides long. Lineage: Eukaryota; Metazoa; Arthropoda; Arachnida; Sarcoptiformes; Oppiidae. The record is from the annotation of a GenBank genome assembly.
CCAACGUAUGACCGCCAAACAGUGUCUGAACCACACGUGGUUGCGGGUGAGUGUCACGCCUACGCCUCCACCAGUUCCAGGUUUAGAUGAGAGCAAACUUUUUGAGAAAGGAAAGAAGAAGAAGAAGAACGAACAAUCACUCGAUAAGAAAAGGCUUAAGAAAUUUGUAAUACGAAGGCGAUGGCAGAAAGCCGUCAAUGCAAUUCUGGCACUUAAGAGAAUGGGAGCCUUAUUCUAUAAAUAG